AUGGCUUUUGCUUCCGAGUGCUGCAAAUAUACCUUCCCUCAAUCCAAUGGCCUGCCCUUCAACAGCAAUGUCAUGCCGUCUGCCAUCGACGCAGCCCCACAGCAUAUCGACAGUGGCGUCAAAUGUGUCGCUUCUACCGGUGCAGUAUUCCAUUGCCCAGUUCCAACAACCCGGAAGGAUGGCGUGCCCAUUUCCAACCUGUUCCGCCAUGCGAAGUUCACCGCGGACGGAACGUCGCUGAUAACCCACAACGAGGAUAACCGUCUUCGAACAUACGUCCUUCCAACGGAUUUGCUCGAUGAGCAGGAACAGCCGCAUGCAUUGACAGAGCACUCCAGCUUUCGAUCCGCGAGCAAUAUUCAAUCAUACGCACUAUACCCGGGCUUCGAUCUCCAGGACACCUCCACCACACUGGCAUUGUGUGGGAGUGCGUUCGUUCCCAUUUCAUUGAAGAACGUUCUUCAAUAUGACAUAAUUCACGCUACUUACCCUUUAAUCAAUGAGAAAACAGAAGCACAUCUUCCGCCCCGAAGUCUACUCUUCACUCGAAACGGGUCUCAUUUCAUAGCCGGCAGCGAGAAUGCACUCGCCGCGUUCGAUUGCUCAAGGGAUGGCUCUGGACCAUUGUUUCUGCAUCAACUCAAGCCCGGUCGCAAGGCACCGCAGAACUCGCUCCAGGCGCAACGCAGGGGGGCCGUAUCUGCUCUCGCUAUCUCUGCUGAUGGUGUGCUCGCGUUGGGCACCACAUUGCGGGAAGUUGCUCUGUACGAACAAGAGGGUCUUGGACAGUGUGCAUCUGUUUUCUCGCUAGAGUCUGGAGUGGGUACAGGCGUUACUAGUGUGGAUUGGAGUCCUUGUGGCAAGUAUCUCUUGGUCGCAGAACGCCAGAGUGAUGUGUUCCAGGUCUACGAUAUCCGAGAUACGCAUCAGAAGGUCACGACUUUGAUCGGUAGAAACGCGAACACGACGCAGACUUUGAACAUUGAUGUCAUUCCCACAGCCACUGGAUACGAGCUUUGGGGCGGCGGACUCGAUGGCAAGGUCAGGAUGUGGCGGAAUCCUGGGAGUAUAGAGAAUGAUGUUGGGCCAGAUGCUGCGUUUAAGAUUGCGGAUGCACCGGUUUCAAGCACCGCAUGGCAUCCGUCUGGGGCUGUGUUGGCUACUUCCUCCGGGAGAAGACUCGCGCAUUCCCUGGCCUCCGAUGGAAGCGACAGCGAGGACGAGGACGACGCAAAUAUUUCGGCCCUCCCUAGCUCACUGCCCGACAACACGCUUCGGGUCUGGACGCUGCGCGACUAA
This is a messenger RNA of Ramularia collo-cygni, 1299 nucleotides long. RefSeq lists its product as uncharacterized. The record is from RefSeq and is a predicted model, not a curated record. Gene Ontology annotation, molecular function: protein binding. Lineage: Eukaryota; Fungi; Ascomycota; Dothideomycetes; Mycosphaerellales; Mycosphaerellaceae. Bases 1 to 1299 code for a protein of 432 amino acids. The transcript is spliced from 2 exons.